AUGGCCGGCAGGACGGUGCUAUUGAAUUGGGCGGCCCUGAUGUCCGGGUCGAUGGCUCUGUUGGUGGCCGUCUCGGCAAUUGAGCCAAAGCUGACCCAGGCGGCUCGGCAUCGUCAUGCCAGUUCUCAACCAAUCUUGUGGUCGGUGCUUUUUCACGUUGCAUACGUGCUCAUCAAGUUUGCCAACUCGCCCCGGCCGGACCUGUGGGUUCUGGAGCGCUCCGUUGACUUUGGGAAAACAUACCAGCCAUGGAAGUUCUUCGCCUCCUCUAAGAGAGACUGUAUUGAGCGGUUUGGGAAGAGGACGAUCGAGCGGAUCAACCAUGAUGACGAUAUCAUCUGCACAACAGAGUACUCGCGGAUUGUCCCUUUGGAGAAUGGAGAGAUUGUGGUGUCUCUGGUGAACGGACGACCGGGCGCCAUGAACUUCUCCUACUCUCCUGUUCUGAGGGAGUUCACCAAAGCCACCAACAUCCGCCUGCGCUUCCUCCGCACCAACACACUGCUGGGUCACCUGAUGGGCAAAGCCCUGAGAGACCCCACAGUCACUCGAAGAUAUUACUACAGUAUUAAAGACAUCAGUAUUGGAGGAAGGUGCGUGUGUAAUGGCCACGCCGAGGCCUGUAAUGCUCAAGACCCCAAUGACCCGUACAAGCUUCUGUGUGACUGCCAGCACAACACUUGCGGCCCGUCAUGUGAUCGCUGUUGCCCCGGCUUCAACCAGUUUCCAUGGAAACCAGCCACGACUUACAGUGCCAAUGAAUGUGAACCAUGUAACUGCCACAGACACUCAUCAGAGUGCUACUAUGAUCCAAAAAUCGAGCAGCGGAGAGCCAGUCUCAACAUGCAGGGAGAAUACAGCGGCGGUGGAGUGUGUAUCGAAUGCCAGCACCACACAACAGGCAUCAACUGUGAGCACUGCAUUCCUGGCUACUACAGAUCACCUGACCAUCCACUGGAGUCCCCAGACGCCUGUUCAAAGUGUCAGUGUGAGUCUGAGUUUACUGACGGCACAUGUGAGGACCUGACCGGACACUGCUACUGUAAACCCAACUACACCGGCGAGAACUGUGACGCAUGUGCUGAGGGAUACGAACGCUUCCCUGAAUGCUACCAGGUUUACAUCAGCGGAGAGGUCAAACCUGCAGGCGAAAUCAUCAACUGUGAGUGCAGUGCUGCAGGCACAGAAGGGAACUCCUGUAGGACAGACCCUCGCACCAAUACAUGUGUGUGUAAACCUCAAUUCACUGGAGAGUACUGCGACACCUGUGCUUAUGGACACUUCGGCCUCAACUGCCAACGCUGUCAGUGUUCAGGCCAGGGAUGCCUGGAUGGGUCCUGUGACGCGGUAACGGGGCAGUGUGUUUGUCGGAGCGGGUUUCAGGGGUAUUCAUGCGAGCAGUGUGCGCCCGGCUACUUCAACUACCCACUGUGCCAAUAUUGUGGUUGCAGUCGUGUGGGCUCUAUGCCUGAGAUGUGUGACGUGGCCGGUCAGUGUUUAUGCCGGCCGGAGUUCACUGGUCCUCGCUGUGAGCAGUGUCGCUCAGGGUUUCACUCAUAUCCAAACUGCCAGGAUUGCACUUGUGACCCUCGCACAUCUUUGGACUCCAGCUGUAGUGUGUCUGGUCAGUGUAUUUGCAGACCCAACUACAGUGGCCCCAAAUGUGACCAGUGUGCACCCGGAUCCUUCUCUUAUCCCAGCUGCACACCAUGUCGCUGUUCAGUGGAAGGCUCUCGCUUCAGUUCAUGUGAUCCAGUGUCUGGUCAGUGUGUGUGUCUGCCAAACAUUGAGGGUCAGAGGUGUGAUAGCUGCAUGCCUGGGUCAUAUGGCUUCCCCCUCUGCCAAGUUGGGACGUGUAACCCAGCAGGCUCUGUUCAUAACGAUAUCCUGCCCGCUGUGGGCUCCUGCGAGUGUCGGCCGAAUGUAGAAGGGGUGGCGUGCGAUCGCUGUAAGCCUCUCUUCUGGAAUCUUUCUCCCGAUACAGACUAUGGAUGCUCAACCUGUGACUGUAAUACAGUAGGAACAAUGAGCGAGGUUGCAGAGUGCACUCAGAGCACCGGCCAGUGCUAUUGUAAACCCAAUGUGUGCAGUGGCACAUGUAGCGGGUGCAAGGAUGGGUACUUCAACCUUCAGAAGAACAACUACUUUGGGUGCCAAGGCUGCCAGUGUGACAUUGGAGGCUCCGUUAGGCAGGCAUGUGAUGAGAGACACGGGCGGUGUCAAUGCAGACCCAAUGUGGAGGGACCCAAAUGCAAGCAGCCACGGCCGGAUCAUUACUUCCCAGACCUGCACCAUAUGAAGUUUGAGGUGGAGGACGGAACCACAAUGGAUGGACGUCCGGUGAGGUUUGGUUACAAUCCUCUGGAGUUUGAAAGCUUCAGCUGGAGGGGGUACGCCCAGAUGUCCCUCAUACAGCCUCGGGUUCUGGUUGAGGUGGUGGUUGGCUCUCCUGACCUGUUUCAUGUGGUCUUGCACUAUGUGAACCGCGGGGCCGUGGAAGUGAGGGGGCGGGUCUCUGUGAUCGAGGAUGGCAGACACUUCCUGUGUGGAAAUUGCUCUGAGCAGUCGAAACAGAUCGUCUUUGCACCCAGUUCAGAACCCACGUUUGUGAACGUGCCUCAGAACAGUUUUGUGGAGCCAUUCGUCUUGAACCCGGGAACCUGGACUGUGAUCAUUGAGGCGGAGGGCAUUCUGCUGGACUACCUGGUGCUUUUGCCCAGUGCCUAUUAUGAGGCUCCUAUCCUGCAACUUCAAGUGACUGAACCCUGUUCAUACAGAAACACACAGAGCGCAAGCCAGAACUGUCUGCAGUACAUGUAUCUGUCUCUGGAUGAGUUCCCGUCCAUCUCCAGUAAUGAUGCCAGCUGCAGGUUUGAUAAUCACCUGCCUAGACCCUGUCAAACUGAAAAGAUCACACCUCGCCAUCCCAGCAUGGCCAUCUGCAGUGGCAAUGAUAUGAACGUUCAGCUGCGUGGUCGCGUUCCCGUCCCUGGAGAGUACGUGUUGGUGGUCGAGUACGCCAGUGAAGAUCAAGCCCCUCAAACACUCACUGUGUCUGUCAGCUCACCGGGUGAUCCCACUCACCAAGAGCAAAUCACACUGCUCCACUGCAGAUACAGUUUCCUGUGCCGUGCAGUGUCUGUAGAUGACAUGAAGCGCGUGGCGGUCUUCACUCUGUCCGCAGAGGCUGAUAUCCAGCUUGCCGCCACCGAUAGAAGAAGCAGUUUCUUCCUUCACAAAGUGUUCCUCGUCCCUCGUGCUCAGUUCACCAUGGAGUACUUGAAGCCCAAAGUUCACUGCAUCAGCACACACGGUCUCUUCUCUCCGGACAGCGGCUCCUGCAUCCCGUCUCGUUUCCAGAAUCCUCCUCAGUCUCUGGUCCUAAAAGAGGGUCAGGCUUCUUCUGCGCCGGAGCAAGUUCUGGCUUCAGCCCCCGAUUCCUCCCUUUAUGCAGACAGACCCAUGACCUCUAGGCCGCCAACCGCAGCUGAUAACAGUGAACACGUGCUUCUGGACCCUAAUCAGAACGCUGUGGUGUAUUCAACACGUGUACAUGCACUGGGCCGUUACGUGUUCAUCCUGCAUUACCAUCAGCCCUUGCACCCAACUUACAAUGUCCAGGUCUACAUCAACGGAGGACGCAUAUGGCAGGGCCACGUCAACGCAUCCUUUUGUCCCCAUGGUUAUGGUUGCCGUAGUGUUGUUAUGUCUGAGAACCAGAUUAUCCUGGAUGUGACGGACCACGAGGUCAUCCUGACCCUGCGUGUUCCAGACAGGAAGACACUGUGGCUGGACUAUGUGCUAGUGGUGCCAGAGAGCACUUACAGCUCCAGCUUUUUGUUUGAGGAGCCUCUGGACAAAUCCUAUGACUUCAUCAGCAACUGUGGACAAAACAGCUUUUACAUCAAGUAUGACAUUUCUGAAUUUGGAAAUAUGUUUGGAUGCACCGAUAUAAAACCUCGGGUUCUGGUUGAGGUGGUGGUUGGCUCUCCUGACCUGUUUCAUGUGGUCUUGCACUAUGUGAACCGCGGGGCCGUGGAAGUGAGGGGGCGGGUCUCUGUGAUCGAGGAUGGCAGACACUUCCUGUGUGGAAAUUGCUCUGAGCAGUCGAAACAGAUCGUCUUUGCACCCAGUUCAGAACCCACGUUUGUGAACGUGCCUCAGAACAGUUUUGUGGAGCCAUUCGUCUUGAACCCGGGAACCUGGACUGUGAUCAUUGAGGCGGAGGGCAUUCUGCUGGACUACCUGGUGCUUUUGCCCAGUGCCUAUUAUGAGGCUCCUAUCCUGCAACUUCAAGUGACUGAACCCUGUUCAUACAGAAACACACAGAGCGCAAGCCAGAACUGUCUGCAGUACAUGUAUCUGUCUCUGGAUGAGUUCCCGUCCAUCUCCAGUAAUGAUGCCAGCUGCAGGUUUGAUAAUCACCUGCCUAGACCCUGUCAAACUGAAAAGAUCACACCUCGCCAUCCCAGCAUGGCCAUCUGCAGUGGCAAUGAUAUGAACGUUCAGCUGCGUGGUCGCGUUCCCGUCCCUGGAGAGUACGUGUUGGUGGUCGAGUACGCCAGUGAAGAUCAAGCCCCUCAAACACUCACUGUGUCUGUCAGCUCACCGGGUGAUCCCACUCACCAAGAGCAAAUCACACUGCUCCACUGCAGAUACAGUUUCCUGUGCCGUGCAGUGUCUGUAGAUGACAUGAAGCGUGUGGCGGUCUUCACUCUGUCCGCAGAGGCUGAUAUCCAGCUUGCCGCCACCGAUAGAAGAAGCAGUUUCUUCCUUCACAAAGUGUUCCUCGUCCCUCGUGCUCAGUUCACCAUGGAGUACUUGAAGCCCAAAGUUCACUGCAUCAGCACACACGGUCAAUUCUCUCCCGACAGCGGCUCCUGCAUCCCGUCUCGUUUCCAGAAUCCUCCUCAGUCUCUGGUCCUAAAAGAGGGUCAGGCUUCUUCUGCGCCGGAGCAAGUUCUGGCUUCAGCCCCCGAUCCCUCCCUUUAUGCAGACAGACCCAUGACCUCUAGGCCGCCAACCGCAGCUGAUAACAGUGAACACGUGCUUCUGGACCCUAAUCAGAACGCUGUGGUGUAUUCAACACGUGUACAUGCACUGGGCCGUUACGUGUUCAUCCUGCAUUACCAUCAGCCCCUGCACGCAACUUACAAUGUCCAGGUCUACAUCAACGGAGGACGCAUAUGGCAGGGCCACGUCAACGCAUCCUUUUGUCCCCAUGGUUAUGGUUGCCGUAGUGUUGUUAUGUCUGAGAACCAGAUUAUCCUGGAUGUGACGGACCACGAGGUCAUCCUGACCCUGCGUGUUCCAGACAGGAAGACACUGUGGCUGGACUAUGUGCUAGUGGUGCCAGAGAGCACUUACAGCUCCAGCUUUUUGUUUGAGGAGCCUCUGGACAAAUCCUAUGACUUCAUCAGCAACUGUGGACAAAACAGCUUUUACAUCAACCCUUCCACAGCCACUGCAUUCUGCCGUAGCUCUGCCGUGUCUCUGUCUGCGUUCUUUAAUAAUGGCGCUGUGCCCUGCGGAUGUCACGAAGUGGGUGCGGAGAGCGACACCUGCGAGACCUUUGGUGGACAGUGCAAGUGCAAACCCAACGUGAUUGGCCGAGACUGUUCCCAGUGUGCCACGGGAUACUACGGCUUCCCCAACUGCAGACCAUGUAACUGCGGUACACGACUGUGCGAGCCUGUCACGGGUGAGUGCAUCUGUCCUCCACGAACCAUUCUGCCGGAAUGUGUCACCUGUGAACCCCAGACGUUUGGCUGCCAUCCUCUGGUGGGGUGUGAGGUGUGCAACUGCUCCAGGCCUGGAGUGACUUCACUGGACAUCAGCUGUGACGCACAAAACGGCCAGUGCAGGUGCAAGAACAACAUUGUUGGCCGUCAGUGUGACAGAUGUAGCCCAGGUUUCUAUGGAUACCCCAACUGCAGACCAUGUGACUGCAACGAGGCAGGAACUGAGAUAGAUGUGUGUGACUCCUUCACCGGACGCUGUUUAUGCAAGGAAAAUGUGGAAGGCGCUCGCUGUGACCAAUGCAAACUGGGAACGUUUCAUUUGGACCCCACUAACGCUAAAGGCUGCACCAAGUGCUUCUGCUUUGGAGCCACUGACCGCUGCCGCAGCUCUGACAAGCGGAGGAGUGAGAUCAUGGACAUGGCUGGCUGGGUACUAUUGAGGAGUGACAGACAGGAAGUGCCUGUGUCCUCGCAUCUCGAGCAAGAUCUGGUGGAGGCGGAUCUGAGUGAUGUACCUGACGUCUCUCAGGACCUGCACUGGCACGCUCCUCGCACUUACCUCGGCGAUAAAGUGUCGUCCUACGGAGGCUAUCUGCGCUACAGCUUGCACACCCAGACGAUGCGAGGUGAUGCUUUUCUGAUGGUUGAGACCUCACGGCCAGACAUUAUCCUCAAGGGGAAUCAGAUGACUCUUGUGUACAUGGAAAGAGAGUAUUCCUCUCCUGAAUACCCUCAUAAUGGGAUCGUCCACCUGGUGGAGGAGAGUUUCAGGCACGCUCAGACUGGGAACUCUGUGUCCCGUGAGGAGUUGAUGAUGGUGUUGGUGGCGCUGGAGUCCCUGCAGAUCAGAGCGCUGCACUCUCAGUCGGCCCAGUCCGUGUCGCUGCGCGCUGCUGUGCUGGAGGCGGCAGAGAACCUGCCCUCUGGUCGACAUGCCAACAACGUUGAAAUUUGUCUGUGCCCAGGACACUAUCUAGGAGACUCCUGUCAGCAAUGUGCUCCAGGCUACUACAGAGACACUAAAGGGCUGUUCCUCGGGAAGUGUGUCCCCUGCAACUGUAACGGUCACUCUGAUCAGUGUCUGGAUGGCUCUGGGAUAUGUGUGAACUGCGGCCACAAUACUGCUGGAAACCAUUGUGAGAAGUGUCAGGGCGGUUUUCACGGUAACAACACAGUUGAUGGCCAUGCCGUGUCCUGCUCCAGCUGCCCCUGCCCGCUGCAAGUGGCUUCAAACAAUUUUGCCAUCCGCUGUGUGGAGAAGCCCAAGCAUAUGCAGUGUCUGUGUAUGCCUGGCUAUGCUGGAUCCAAGUGUGAAAGGUGUGCACCUGGUUACUAUGGAAACCCAAUGGUGAUUGGCAGCACAUGCCAGCCGUGCAACUGCAAUGGAAACUCAGACCCCAACAUGUUGUUCAGCGACUGCCACCCUUUGACAGGCGUGUGUCAGAGCUGCAUGCACAACUCCGCCGGGCCGCACUGCGAAAUCUGCGCCCCUGGUUUCUACGGUGAUGCCAUCACAGCCAAGAACUGCACCCGAUGCAACUGUUCUCCUUGUGGCACUGCACAUUGUGACCCUCACACCGGGCAGUGCCACUGUAAGCCUGGCGUGCUGGGAUCCCACUGUGACAGAUGUGAGGAUGGGGCAUUUGGCUUUGACUCCUGCACUGGCUGCCGUAAGUGUGAUUGUGACGCAGCGGCGGCGUUGGUUCAGCCAUGUGACCCUGCUAAUGGCUCGUGUGCCUGUCAGCCUGGGGUCAAUGGGCCGAACUGCCGCCAGUGUGCUCCAGGUUACUGGGACUACAGCCCCAAUGGCUGCAAGAAGUGUGAGUGUAGGGGAGGUCGCUGUGACCCUCGCACAGGAGAGUGCCGCUGCACCACAGGUCUGACAGGGAAGCAGUGUGACACAUGUCUCAAUCAACACAGUGUUGUAGUGCAACAUGGAGUAGAUGUGCACUGUCAGCCCUGUGACAGCUGUGUGAUGGUUCUGCUGGAGGAUCUGGACAAGAUAAACCAGCUUUAUCAGUCCGUCGCCAAUCAGCUGACCAACCUCAAUGCCAGCUCAAUGGCCUGGACUCAACUAAACCGCCUCAGUGAAUCUAUGGAGGACAUUGCCAAUGCCAUAAGAAACUACAACAGCACUCUGGAUGAGAGCAGGAAACGGGCCGAUUUGCUGGAGGGGGAGCUGCAAAUCAUUGAUUCGGAUAUUAAAGAGUUAGAUGAGAAGGCAUCGGUCACGCAAAAGAAAGGAGAUGCUUUAGAGGACAACACUAACUCCACACACACUAGAGCACAAGACCUGCUUGGAUUCAUCAAAGGCAUCAUGAGAGAUGUGCAAGACAUUAUACUGCAAGUCAACCAGACUGCACGGAAUGAGACCAAGGCGAUCGAUGAGAAGGAUUUCGCUGGAAAGAUAGCAGAGGUGCUGUCUAUGCUCAGAGACAUGCGCUUCAGGAGCUUUGACUUCCAGAUGAGACAAGCAGGAAAUGAGCUGGAGCAAGCCAACAAGUUGGUAGAUCGUGUGAAAAAUGAGUUUGCAAAACGGACGUUACAUAAUGAAGCUGUGGCAGAGAACAUCAAAAACAAACUGAACCAGUUCAACCAGCAGCUGAUGGACCUGAGAGAUGCCCUGAAUCAGGCCGUCAACAACACCGCACACACCGUAGAAGCCAACAACAUUAACCAGAAAAGCUUGGAGGAGCUCCAGAAAAUACUAAAUAACCUUCGUGAGAAGCAGAAGGAGGUGGAGAACCUGAAGCAGAUGGCCGAGGAUGAUGUGACCCAGGUCAACGAUCUGCUCUCCAUGCUCCAGGACUCCAAAGAGGAUUAUGAGCGUCUGGCCGCUCAGUUGGACGGAGCGAGACAGCCCUUAGCUGAGAAGGUGCAGAAGUACGCUCCAGCCGCCCAAAAAAUUCCCCUGGUGGAGGCUGCAGAGGAACACGCUGAAAUGCUGGACCAGCUCGCCAAGAAUAUCUCCAGUCUGAUAUCCGGCUCCAAUCAAGGCGGUUUCAUACAGCGUGCUCUGAACGCAUCUCGCGCGUACACUAACAUUAUAAACACUAUACUGGAAUCUGAGACUGCUACUAAGAAAGCCAAUGAAGCUUCUACUGAGGCUCUGGAGAACAUAAAGGACAAAGACCUGCCUCUACAAGCUGCUGCACUGAAGAAUAAGAGUAUUGAGCUUGUGAAGGCAGCAGAGGAACUGAAUAACAGCAGUCAAAGUUUAAAGCCACGUGUGGACUCCAUACAGAAAGGUUUGCAAGAUGCUGAAAAGAAGAAAGAGAAGAUGCUGCAAGACCUCAAGAACAUUCAGGAUAAUCUUAACGUCAGCAGAGAAGACAUAGCGAACGACAUCACAGCGGCUAAGAGUGCAGUCGAGCAGGCUAACAACACGGUGGCUAAUGUUAGCGAUGCGCUGGCUCCGAUUCAGAAGCAGCUGGAGGAAUGGCAGAAGCAGUACGGAGACUCCAAUGCCACCAGCGACGAUAUCAACAAAGCCCUCAGUGACGCCAAUAAGUCAGUGGUGGCACUGAGCGACACUCUUCCUCAGCUGAUAAAGAAGCUGGAUCGUCUGCAGAACACCUCAUUUCAGCCGUCCAACAUCUCCGACAGCAUCCAGAGGAUCCGUCAGCUCAUUGAGAAGGCUCGCAACGCCGCCAACAAGGUGACCGUGUCAAUGCAGUUUAAUGGGAAGUCAGGAGUACAAGUGAGGAGGCCCAGUAACGUGGCCGACCUGGCAGCUUAUUCAUCACUGCAAAUGUACAUCAAGCUACCACGUGCCGCUCGUAGACGACGGCAAACCCAAACCACCAAACCCCAGUUCGUCUUCUACCUUGGAAACAAAGACUCAAGUAAGGACUAUAUGGCAAUGAUGCUGGAAGGAACAAAGCUGCGCUGGUACUUUAAUGUGGGAGGAGAUACAGCACAGGUGCUGAUGACUGAGGGCGUGAAUAGUGAAUACUUCAACAAACUCGUCCUGGAGAGGACUUUACAGUAUGGUCAGAUGGCAAUGUCUACAGAUUCAGAAGGCACAAAUACAGUUAAACAAAUCACGGAGGCAGGAGGAGAGAAUGGCCUGCUCAACCUGCCAGCUGAGGAGACCGUGUUUUAUGUCGGAGGUUAUCCCAGGACUUUCAGUCCUCCUGUGGAUCUGAACAUAACAUCUUCAAACUUCUUCAAGGGCUGCCUGGAGUUGCUAAGUCUAAACGAAGAACUAAUUAGCCUCUACAACUUUGAGGAAACCUUCCAAAUGAACACCAACACCGACCUCCCUUGUUCACGGAAGAGGCCAUCCAAUACGCCCGAAUGGACAGUUGAUGGAGUGUAUUUUGAUGGAUCAGGCUAUGUUGAGGUUUUGUUCGAAACUAUGAAGGACGACCGUGUGUUUGAGCAGAAUGUCAAACUCAUCUCGCAAAACGGCAUUCUGCUGUCGUUCCAAAGAGACAAUAAGUAUGUGACUGUGGCUGUGCAUGGUGGCCUUCUGAAAGUCUUCUAUAACGUUGAGGGGACGUUGUCCGAGCUUACCGACUCACAACAGUCAAAAAUCAAAAUCGGCAAUGCUCAGGCCAAAUUUUUGGAUGUUAUCUUUCAACUUUCCAAAGGUGAAAUGCUAGUGAGGUUAGAUCGUCAGAAGGUCUACUCGCUUUCCAGUAAAGAGCUCAACUUUACAGGAAGAUACUUCCUGGGUGGAGUGCCAGAGGACCAGAUGCCUGAAAGUUUAAAGAGCGUGUUUCAUAAGCGUGGCUCCAUAAAGGGCUGCCUUAGGACCAUAAAGGCCUUGAGAAGCUUUGUUCAAAUUAAGACCAUGAAGAGUGUGGGGAUCAGCUAUGGCUGUCCAGAAGACCUGCUGUUUACUCGUGAGGCUCACUUCACUGGUGAUGGUUACCUAGGCUUAAAGAUGGAGAAUGUACUGGAUCUUCCAGAAAACUUGUAUGCUGGCAUCGGCUUCAGAACAGAUCAGCAAAAUGGACUCAUGUUUUACCAUCAAGGCGGGAGUGAUGUGUGUCAGGUGGUCUUAAACAGCGGCCAUGUAGUAGUAAGUGCUGGCAACGAAGGAGUCAAGUCUCAGAAGACAUACAACGACGACAACAGUCACUAUGUUGCAUUUUACCGCAACGCAAAUGGGUUGCGCAUUUAUAUAGAUGAUGUCCUUGAGAGUGGAGGAGAAGCUGUCAGUGCGGGCACCAGCAGGGCGGCGCUGCUGCCUGACAUUACCUAUGUGGGCGGCACACCCGUGUCAAACGGCCUCACCAACCUCACUGGCUGCCUCAGCAACUUCUUCUUGAAGAGAACUGAUGAAACCAAGGUCGUAGAUCUGAAAUUAGCUCAAGAGGGACACAAAUACACCUUUGUUUGCCCCGCCGCUUCAGUCCCACUGGAGAUCCUGGAUUCACCACGACGAAAGAAUCCAAAGAACAAGCCUCAAGGAAGUUCGAGAACUCGAUUGCUGCUCAAGUCCUGCCAGGGAGAGAUGUCCGUGCAGGAGGUCGACGCCCACCAUUUCAGUGGCUCCUCCCACAGCCACCUGAGAUUUGAUUCACUGCCUCAGGCGUUUAGCAAGGCGCCACACAUCUCUCUGGGUGUGCGCAUGAACUCUUCGAGUGGACUGGUUUUCCACGCAGGAGAGAAGGGCCAGAGAACCAUGACGCUCUCUGUGUCUGAUGGCCAUCUGACGCUGAAGGUCAAUGGCGGGCGGAGGAAGACUACAAUGCGCAGCACAAAUAAAUACAACGACGGCCUGUGGCACACGGUGAUUGUGAAAGUGGAGGGUGACAGGGCCUAUCUGAUAGCGGACGGCAUCGACACCCAGAACAAGAAGGUGACGGGUGGAGGGAGGAGUCAGUUUGGUGCUCCUUUCUACAUCGGUGGACUUCCCUCAGACCACAGCGCAGCUGAGGCUGGUUUCGUUGGAUGUGUUCAGGAUCUGAAACUGAACGAGCUGCCGCCACAGAGCCCGCCUCACAGUGUGGGAGUGACACCCUGCUACCAGCAGCCCCUCCAGCCCGGGGUCCACUUCUCCAGUCAGGGCGGAUAUCUGACCAUUGAUGAAUCGCUGGUGUUGGGUCGGGACCUCGAGAUCCAGCUGGAGGUCCGUGUGCUUUCAGACUCCGGGCUCCUGCUGCACGCUGGAGCCAAGAAAACUCAACAGCUGAGUCUCUAUCUGAACCAGGGCCAGGUGACUGUGUUGGUGAACAGUGGCAGUGGAGAGUUUUCAGUCAGUCUCACACCAGAGGAGUCUCUCUGUGACGGAGGUUGGCACACUGUUACAAUUGUGAAGAAGAGCAAUGUCAUCCAGCUACACGUGGAUUCGGCGAGUGAGCAUGGAGUGGGUCCCAAACAGAGAGGAUCAAACGGGGGCAAAGAGUCCGUUUAUCUGGGCAGCAAACCGGAUACCAUAGCUGUACCAGGUCUCCCAUCCGCCGUCCUCCCUUUCCAUGGGUGCGUGAGGAAAGCCGUACUGAACCACAGGACUGUCAUGCUGUCAAAACCCUCAUCUGUGUCUGGAUCUGUGGGGACUCAGGGCUGCCCUGCCUUAUAGACCACACCUGCAUUAACCCCUAAAUACUCCGCGUACACUGACACUAUCAAAUCAACAGGUGGUGGGUUUGCUUAGCCUUUAAUUUAAACCGAUAUUUAUGGUUACUUUCAUGACACCCAUGUAUGUAGUUAAAUGAAAAGCACUGUAAGUGGCAAGACACCACUGAUCAAUGACAGGACCAGAGGAAAGGCACUGGAUUUAUUUUGUUUCAGCUUUAAUUAGUACAUGUCACUGAUACAAUCCUGACCAAACACCAUUAAAUGGGUUUUAUGGGAAUAUUUAGAUGUUUAAAAACACUGUGAGGGAGGGCGAUUUACUGUGGCUGUUCCUAAGCAGACUCGUGUGCCAUUGGGAUUCAUUGUAUAUUAUCAUCUAAAACCACUGGAGUUGAAAACUCAAGAAAUAUUGUCACUUUUGAUAUUUUUUGUCAUAUUCCCUAAAAGAACUAUUUUUAUUGGCAAUAAAGAUUUCCUUUACGUU
Molecule: messenger RNA, 12753 nt
Organism: Pimephales promelas (fathead minnow)
Lineage: Eukaryota; Metazoa; Chordata; Actinopteri; Cypriniformes; Leuciscidae
Source: RefSeq, a predicted model, not a curated record